Messenger RNA from Linum trigynum, 282 nucleotides. NCBI's taxonomy places the organism in Eukaryota, Viridiplantae, Streptophyta, Magnoliopsida, Malpighiales, Linaceae. The record is from the annotation of a GenBank genome assembly.
AUGGGAGAGGGUGAUGUUCUUGACGGUGUGUGCUUAAAAGGAAUGAAGAUUGGGUGUUCAAGUGGCCGUAUUUCACGGAAUCGAGAGCGAGAUUUGGGUGAUGGAAGAGCAUGGGGCGGCGGAGUCAUGGGUGAGGCUGUUGACGAUAGGGAGGUCGAUGGGAGAAUGUUGAGGGCUUUGGGAUUCAAAGGGUAUGGCGAUAUAUUGUUCGAAUUGGCGCUGGCGGUGGGCCGUGGCGGCGGAGAAGCAGAAUGUCGAAGAAGUGAAGAUGGCGGCGGAUAG